Molecule: messenger RNA, 3284 nt
Organism: Pocillopora meandrina
Lineage: Eukaryota; Metazoa; Cnidaria; Anthozoa; Scleractinia; Pocilloporidae
Source: the annotation of a GenBank genome assembly
AUGACAAUCAGAAGAAUAAUCAUACAAUGGAAUGAAUCCAGAACAAGCUGUUCACCGUACAACACUAAUUUCUGGUUACCAUGUAUCUGCGGCAAAAAACCAUGUAUCAUCGGAAAAACCAAGAAAACUUCAUUGCAUUUGCUUUCACUCGUCUUCAAUGCUUCACAAUACUUUGGAAUGGAAGUCCAAUGUAAAUUUUAAAUGUUCAACGAAAUGACAGUUUCAAGGCUAAUAUUUUCAUACUAAUAAUGUUGAAAACAUUACAUUAGCUGAGCAAAAAAAAAAAAAAACGUUUCUGAAGAGUUAAGUGUUACGGAGUUAACUGUUAAGAGUUACUGAAUAAUGUUGUGUCGCACAUGGAAGUCCAAUGUAAAUUUUGAAUUUUCACUGAAAUUACAGUUUCAAGGCUACUAUUUUCAUACUAAUGAUGUUGCGAACAUUACAGUAACUGAGCAAAACAAAAACGUUACUGAAGAGUUCAGAAUAAUGUUGGGUCGCACUUAGGGAGAAAACUAUGCCUCGUCAAGCCCAUCAUACUCAGCAAAAAGUAUUAAGUACUCUCGAUCUGCCUUUCUCGGUUCUCCAAUACAGAAUCAAUUCUACCUACAUCCAAUUUUUCCCACUCUGUGGAACUCUGGUUAAUUUCUUCGACUCUUACGAUUUGAUUCUCUCUGAAUACUUUUUACUGACCUCUCCCGGAAUUGUUCUUGUGAUUUGUUCGUCGAGUUACAGUUUCAAGUGCAAGGCUACUAUUUUCAUACUAGUGAUUCUGCGAACAUGACUUUAGCUGAGCAAAAAAAAAUACGUUACUGAAGAGUUCAGAAUAAUGUUGAGUCGCACUUAAGGAGGAAACUAUGCGCUGUGAAGCCCACCAUACUCAGCAAAAAGCGCUUAGUACUCUCGAGCUGCCUUUCUCGGUUCUCUAAUACACAAUCAAUUCUACUUACAUCCAAUUUUUCCCCAGUCUGUGGAACUCUGGUUAAUUUCUUCGACUCUUACAAUUUGAUUCUCUCUGAAUACUUUUUACUGACCUCUCCCUGAUUUGUGUCGUGCAUGCUACUAAAUGAACUAUGAAGUACAUGCUUACAUAGUCACUAAAGAUAGGCAUGGGUGGGCAUGCCAAUCAACUAGCCUUGAAUGAUUAUUUUAGACCACGGUGUCUACAAAAUAGACAAUGAAUCAAGCAAGGCGAAUCUAUUACGCGGGUCGCUUAAACGCAAAGAAUUCUGAAAUUUUUCGCUCAUAAAUGGUAUAUUUAGUUUUUCUUUAUAAAAAAUGUGAGAUAAAAAUAUUAGAGAAUACUCGAAGAUCAGAUUUCAAAAUACUUAAAAGUACAUUUUGGCUAAAACUAUCAUUUUUUCUAUUUCAGAAUACACUGUCUCGUUCUAAAAUAAACGAAAUGUCUGGUAGUCAGAAAUUUUCACAGAAUUUCCACCGAAAGGUUCUUUCAAACUUGUUAAGAUUAUCAGAUGUUUGUUUAAAAAUGUCAGAUUAAUUUGGCUUUUAAGUGGACAAAUUAUCCGUGUUGUGCAGCCUAUCAUGUCGCCCGGUUGUCGACACUUUGUACGCUUCUGAUAAGACUGUCGGGCACGGUCUCGAAUAGACCAAAUGCCCGGCAGUCAGAAUUUUUCAAAGUGCCUCUAAAUGGUUCCAUUCUCUAUUGAUCAAAAUGUUAGAUAAAAAUAGUACAGAAUACUUGGCGAUGAGAUUUUAAAAUACUCAAAAGUACAUUUUGGCUAAAACUAUUAUUCGCUUUAGUUUAAGAGCAAGUUGUUAAACCGUUAUUUCCGUAGAGUUUAUUUUUUUUUUUAGUAAAAAAUUCGACGGUCUCGAAUAGACCAAAUUCCCAGCAGUGAGAAUUUUUCAAAGUGCCUCUAAAUGGUUCCAUUCUCCAUUCUCCAUUGAUCAAAAUGUUAGAUAAAAAUAAUAAAGAUUACUUGGCGAUAAGAUUUUAAAAUACUCUAAAGUUCAUUUUGGCUAAAACUAUCAUUUUUUUUAGUUUAAGAGGAAGUUGUUGAACCGUCGUAGUAAAAAUUCGAUUUGUUUUACAUUUAUGGAGCGCUGUCUUUUCCCAAAAGUUUUAAAUUGCAAGAAAACAAUAUCCAAACAAUUUCGGUUACGUUGUUUUACAUUGUGCGUUCAUGGAAACAUAAAGCGCGUGGAAAGUUUUGAGAUCACUCAAGAAGCUAGACUUGCUCUCGGCGACGCCUCGAGCAACUUCUCUGUCGCUGUCUAAAUUUCCCAUAUAUCGGCCAUGAGCGCACGCUAACGUAAGAACCAACUGUUAAUUCAAAAUGACAGUAUGGCCAACUAGUGGAUACCCUGUAUAGAACAUGGAAAUAUCAAAUGUUGGAAGAAAUAUCAUGAAAAGGAAUUGAUUGAAUCAACGGUUUUUGAUAUCUCUGCUUCAAUAGGCUUGUGGAGUGAUGGUCUUGAAUCUGUUCAUGGGUGCACAGCUGUCUUGAGGUUGCGACGUUUGAGAGUCAUGUAGCCGAACUAAAACCGUGUGUACCUGAUCUAGAAAUGUAUAUAAGCAAGCAGCUGCAGACCCAUGCGGUCACAGCUGCUUGGGUUAAUCAACCAAAAUCUUUGUUUCACUGCACAGAGUGGGUUGACUAAUCUCAUGUUAUGACUAUAUUUGGUCAUGGAUGAUGACAUCAAGUUCUUUGGCCUGACAAUUUUGGGGUGGGUAGUACUGUUGGCACGCAUAUUUAUUGCAGUAUUUGUUUGUUAUUAUAACGCGAUAUAAGUUAAGUGCAAGAAGGAACACCACUGCCGCCACGGUGCACACCAUCAAAGUAGGAAUUUGUCAGUUAAGAGUGUGGCGUUCUCUGAAGUGAAGAGACCCUGAAUAACCUUCAUAACGUUAAUUUAUGCGAUGUUCAGGUGGCUUUCAUAUUAACGGGUCACGUGACAGACUGUGUCAGGCGUACAUGAAUUAGCCAGAUCAAGGAAUCUAGAAAGAACUGUAAAUAACAGAGCUGCCACUUGUUACGCCCUUAUGUCAAGAAUCGUUUAUAAUAAUAUAAUUCCAAGUUUAUCCAGAGAAUCUUUUAAAACAUUUGCAGAGAAAGCUUGCAAAAUUGGAUGCAAAUCCUAGUUCUGAUAACUCGAACACUUUUUCGUGGGAUUCCGUCAUUCAUGUACACCGUAGGGUAUAUCCCCAGAUGCCUUUAGAAGAUAACAGCAUAAAUCUGACACAUGUUGAAAGGCCAAAUUUUGUUUUUCUAACACACAUUUCAGUUGUCUUUGUAAGUGACUUCUUCUUUCUUUAUUACAUCUAG